CCAUUCUUUCAUCCACCCUUCAGUCAAUCAAUCACCUUUCACUCAUCUUCCCCCCCCCCCCCCCCAACUCACCGGCCCCGGCCAGACCGGGCGCUGUGGCAAUUGUGUGAGGCUCAAGUUGCACUUUUGGCAAGCGCCCAUUGAGUCCGGCUCAUCAGGAAUGCUCGAUAGCAACAUGUGGUCUCAUUCUGCUCUCAAGACCGCUCAUUCUCACACCAUCGGGCCGUUGAGGUUGAAUGAACUUGUGUAGCGCGGCACCCUGGGAACCCUGAGUGGAAGGCGUGGAGAAAGGGCCGACUCGGCUCCCUCGGGCCAAGUCGGCUCAGGGUUCGUUACGAAGACGCGAACGCGCAGUCGCGCGGUGCGACGAUGUCGAUCCUCUCCGCAUGCAAACGGUAGAAACGGGCUGGAUGGGCGGGCACACAUGGUGUUCGGGGCUUCUGCUCCCAAGAGAGGAGGUUUGCCACUUGUUAUCGAUGCAUCAGCAACUUUGCUUGAUACACAAUAACACAUAUCAUGGACUAACAGUUUUGAAACCUUGUCACUCUGGGGUUCCGUCCGUUACAUGCUGUACCCCUCAUUAUCGUCCCAUCUCGGAUCGCCACACGGACAAGGACGUUGAUGGCCCGCUAUUCCUCUCCACACGCUGCCAAAUUUUUCUAAAAAAGGGGGCCGGGAAGAGAGAGACCUCGACUCACCGAAACUUCGACCUGUUCACCACCCCCUUCUCAUCGACAUCCUUCGCCAAAAGGGUUACAGUACGGCACGGUACGGUACGGUACGGUCACAGCAAACACCAUGCAUCCCGCCCCUACAGCGUCGCCGGGUGGUGGUGACCCGUCUGGCACCGACUUCACCUCCGAGAAGCGCGGCGGCAUACCCGAGAGCGACGUGGGCGCCGGCGAGUUGCAAGUGGGCCACGCGCCUCUGUCGAAGGCUGAUGAGAUGGGAAAGUCGCCCGCCAAGGACGGCGAUGCCACUGAUGCCACCGCCGCCGCCGACGCCAGCGACUUGGAGGUCGGAACGAACCAGACGGACUCGAUGCGCGACUCCAAGGGCAAGCGGGCCAAAUGGACGAGGUUCUACCGGAGGUACAGGCUUCCGGUCCACGUCGUUGUAUGGAUGCUGUUCACCGCAUGGUGGAUCGUCGGCCUCGUCUUCCAGCGCGACAGGCUCGGCUGGCUGAAGCCAUUCCUGGUCUACCUCGCCAUCACCAUCCGGAUCGUCACCCUCUGGCUGCCGGCCGCGGCCGUCAUGGUGCCGCUGCGCUUCGUCUGGGGCCACACCGUCGCCAGGGUCUACGACCUGACGCCCAAGAAGCUGCACCAGCCGCUCGCCGCCCUGCUGACCAUCGGCGUCUUCCUCGUCGGCUCCAUGAUCCCCGACGACGUGGGCGAGAACACGCGCGCCAGCCGCGCCAUCUCCCUCUUCGGCCUGCUCCUCAUGAUCGCCCUGCUGACCGCCACCUCGCGCGACUGGCGCAAGAUCCCCUGGCACACCGUCAUCGGCGGCAUGCUGACCCAGUUCGUCAUCGCCGUCUUCGUCCUCAAGACGAGCGUCGGCUACGACAUCUUCGCCUUCAUCUCCGAGAUGGCCCGCACCCUGCUGGGCUUCGCAAAGGAAGGCCUCGAGUUCUUGACCGACGAGGAGGUGCCCACGCGCACAUGGUUCCUCAUCUCCGUCAUCCCGGCCAUCAUCUUCUUCAUCUCGCUCGUCCAGCUGCUCUACCACUGCGGCUUCCUGCAGUGGUUCAUCAAGAAGUUCGCCGUCUUCUUCUUCUGGUCCCUCCGCGUCUCGGGCGCCGAGGCCGUCGUGGCCACGGCGACCCCCUUCAUCGGCCAGGGCGAGUCGGCCAUGCUGAUCAAGCCCUUUGUGCCCUAUCUCACGCUCUCCGAGAUCCACCAGGUCAUGACCUGCGGCUUCGCCACCAUCGCCGGGUCGGUGCUCGUGGGCUACAUCAGCCUCGGCCUCGAUGCCCAGGUGCUCGUCUCGUCGUGCGUCAUGUCGAUCCCGGCCAGCAUCGCCGUGUCGAAGCUGCGGUACCCGGAGACCGAGGAGAGCCUCACCAAGGGCAGCAUCACGGUGCCCGACGACGACGAGAAGGCGUCCAACGCCAUCCACGCCUUCGCCAACGGCGCCUGGUUCGGCCUCAAGGUGGCCGGCAUGAUCCUGGCUACUCUCCUCUGCAUCAUCUCCUUCGUCGCCCUCAUCAACGGCGUCCUGGGAUGGGUCGGCAGGUAUCUCGGCAUCCACGACCCGCCCUUGACCCUUCAGCUCAUCCUGGGCUACAUCCUCUACCCGGUGGCCUGGUGUCUCGGAGUGCCGAACAAGGACCUGCUCGUCGUUGGCGAGCUCAUCGGCAUGAAGAUCAUCACCAACGAGUUUGUCGCCUUCAAGUCGCUCUCUAGCAAUGUCGAGCCCUACGUGUCCAUGUCUGCCCGAUCCAAGCUCAUCGCCACUUACGCUUGCUGCGGUUUUGGCAACAUCGGAUCUCUCGGCACGCAGAUUGGUGUCCUCUCCCAGAUCGCCCCUGGCCGUGCUGGCGACGUCUCGCGCGUUGCACUGUCGGCCUUGUUUGCCGGCGUUCUGUCGACCCUGACAUCGGCCAGCGUUGCUGGUAUGCUGUACACUGGGUAGCUCCGGGGUAAAGUCCAGAAAACAAAACCAAAGUCAAUAGACCGAAACACGUGAACAUAUUACCGACGACAGUAGUAGACCCAUCAAUGAUGUGACAUGUGCCCGGGGGGUCUAGUUAGAAAAGGGUAG
Molecule: messenger RNA, 2766 nt
Organism: Colletotrichum destructivum
Lineage: Eukaryota; Fungi; Ascomycota; Sordariomycetes; Glomerellales; Glomerellaceae
Product: Putative concentrative nucleoside transporter domain-containing protein
Exons: 3
Coding region: 799-2637 (612 amino acids)
Biological process (GO): nucleoside transmembrane transport
Cellular component (GO): plasma membrane
Molecular function (GO): symporter activity; nucleoside transmembrane transporter activity
Source: RefSeq, a predicted model, not a curated record